Exophiala oligosperma is the source of this 2092-nucleotide messenger RNA. RefSeq lists its product as uncharacterized. Lineage: Eukaryota; Fungi; Ascomycota; Eurotiomycetes; Chaetothyriales; Herpotrichiellaceae. The transcript has 4 exons. The coding region runs from base 1 to 1956 and encodes 651 amino acids. The record is from RefSeq and is a predicted model, not a curated record. Gene Ontology annotation, cellular component: alpha DNA polymerase:primase complex. Gene Ontology annotation, biological process: DNA replication initiation; DNA replication. Gene Ontology annotation, molecular function: DNA binding.
AUGACGGACGCGAAGGAGAACCUCGAUGCGGUCUUCGACCCCUCGGGCGGUGGCCUGUCGCCGGACAUCCUCGGCGUGCUCGAGUCGACCCUGAGACUGCACUCCCUCACGGCCGACGAACUGUUCAUAAAAUGGGAGGUCUACUGCCUGAAGAUGGGCGGCGAGGAGACCAAACUUGACCUCGAGACGGCACGCAUGUUUGCCAAGGACGUACAAGACGGCGUCGAACGGGGCGACGGCAGGACGCAACAGGGGAACAAAUUCGCUCCCAGGUCGGAGAGGAAGGGCGCCGUCCACGCGACCCCCAGGGCGGUUGGGACCGGCGACGUCUUUGGGAUGCUUGACGAACUCACACCAAACACCGUCGGUCGACGAAGCGGCGGCAGCGUCAAGAGAAAAGCAGACUUCGACUCCCCGGUCCCGAAGAAGAUCAAUCGGCCAGACACGAACAACAAGACACCAGGAAAGGCUGGCAAGGUGGAUGGUCCUGCAGGUAUACCCUUCUCCGAGCGGCAGAAUGCUGGACAGAUCAUCGAAACGUUAAACGACCACCUUCCACAGGCCGAAGCGCCACUUGCCCCCUUCUCGGAAGCACGACUACGUCUGAUCUCGCGGACGGAUUUCAAAAAGUUCGCAUACAAGCCCAUGUCCAUGCGCCUCUCGGACACCUCUGAGAUUCUCGACGAGAGGAUCGACGACUUUUUGUCUCUGAUCCAGAAACAUCACAACCUCGACGACUCUGCGUUUGGAAAUGCCGCGGCACAAAGUACAAGCGAGAUCGUCGCCGUAGGACGCAUCGCGUCGGACACGCCCGAGGGGAAACUCAACUCUGCGUCUCUCGUGCUCGAAAUGUCACGUCGCAUGGGCGCUGGCCUGCGUGUCCCGUUGAAAGUUGACGCAUUACCUUCGUACCAAUUUUUCCCUGGCCAGAUUGUGGCUCUGAAAGGCACAAACGCCUCGGGGCUUUACUUUACGGUCAAAGAAGUACUUGCCACCCCCAAACUACCAAUGCCAUCGUCCACGACCAACGACAUCAAUACUGUUAACGAACGCCUCGAAGUCAGCGAGGACUCUCCAUCUUCCUCUUUGCCGCUCAAUAUAAUGCUGUCCUCGGGCCCGUACACAGCUGAUGACAAUCUCGACUUCGAGCCGUUCCGUGCACUUUGCGAAAAGGCAGCGGAGAACGUGGCCGACGCUCUCAUCCUGACCGGUCCGUUUUUGGAUAUCGAGCACCCUUUGCUCGCAAGUGGCGACUUUGACUUCCCGGGAGAGACACGUGGUUCGGAUCAGGACGCGAGCAUGGCCAUACUGUUUAGGACCUGGAUCUCACCGCACCUGCAGCGUCUAUGUGCCGCGGUUCCGAGCAUAACGGUGCUCGUGGUGCCCAGCGUGCGCGACGCGCUGAGCAAACACGUUUCCUGGCCUCAGGAGAGACUGGUGAAGAAGGAACUACACCUGCCGAAGCAGGUCACGAUGCUACCCAACCCGUGCUUUAUAAGCUUGAACGAGACGGUUUUUGCGAUCAGUUCCCAGGAUGUUCUCUUUGAGUUGAGCCGUGAGCAGAUUUCGCACGGCUUGGGCGGCGUGGGGAGCGAUUUGCUCAGUCGACUCCCUGGUUGCCUGAUAGACCAGAGGCAUUUCUUCCCACUCUUCCCGCCGAUCAAGAGGAACAACGGAGCGACCGGGGCGUGUCUGGAUAUGGGUUAUCACAAGCUGGGGGAGUGGAUGCAGGUCAAGCCUGAUGUGCUCAUUUUGCCCAGUUUGAUCACGGCCAGUGUCAAGGUCGUGGACAGUGUCAUGGUCAUCAACCCAGGCCAACUAUCCAAGCGAAAAGCUGCCGGGACAUUUGCGCAGAUUUCAUUGCAGCCGAGAAUACUGGGUGACGAAGAAAAGGAGGAGAAGACGGUUCCACAUGAUGUUUUUAAACGCGCGAGGGUGGAUAUCGUUAGGAUAUAAAACUUGGGAGGGCUCUUGACUUGUCGCCACGGAGUACUCCAGCACGUAUACUGAAAGCCUUCCACGUUGAGUCCCGUCACGUACAGUGUCAUGUAUAGCCUGUGAUGUAAAGACUGAGAAGCAGGAUAAUGAGAUC